Messenger RNA from Photinus pyralis (common eastern firefly), 2074 nucleotides. RefSeq names its product guanylate kinase-associated protein mars-like. Gene Ontology annotation, biological process: mitotic spindle organization; chromosome segregation; signaling. Gene Ontology annotation, molecular function: microtubule binding. Bases 137 to 1708 code for a protein of 523 amino acids. The transcript is spliced from 7 exons. Gene Ontology annotation, cellular component: spindle pole centrosome; cytoplasm; nucleus. The record is from RefSeq and is a predicted model, not a curated record. NCBI's taxonomy places the organism in Eukaryota, Metazoa, Arthropoda, Insecta, Coleoptera, Lampyridae.
CCGUCUAUUCUUAAUUUGUCCUUUUAUUAGUAGUUUUUACCUUGUGUGUAACACAAAUUGUUGGUACAUACAAAUUUAUUUAUUUAGGAGAUUGUCAAAUUUAAAUGUCCAACUGAUAACUUCUUUAGAUACCAAAAUGGCGAAUGGAUAUGAAAGAUCCCACUUAUAUAAAGUUCGCGUUCGGACUUCUACCAUUUUAGAAGAAAUGGAGAAAGUGACAGAUAAUCUUCGUCGUUCAUCACGGUGGUCGAUAUUGUUACAAAGACGAAACAUAGCUGCCUUCAUGUCCCCAAUGAACUCCCCUCAUACUUCUAUAAAGAAGAUCGAACGAUCUGUAAUUAAGAAGAAUCAAAGUGACGAGCGUAUGGAACAGUUAAACAAAUGGAAGGAGCAGAAAAAAAAGAGAUUAGCAGCUGAAAAAGCCAAAGCUAAGCCUAUUUUUAAAGUUUGCCGUGUUAAGGAUGUAGUUGUGCCAGACAUAUCUAACAUUUACAAGAAAAUUAAGGGGAAAGACCAAUUUAAGGUAGCACCUUCUUCUACAUAUAAAUUUAAAGCACCUGUUAAUGUAAAACCAUUAAACAUGAAAUCCCCCACUAAGUCAAAGGCGAGACGCAAAAUUGACUUUGUGUUGAACGACACUUCAAGCAAACAAACUAGGGUUUCAAACAAUAGGUCGUAUAAGAACAGCGCGAUGACAAAAAAGACAAGUUCAGAUAUUAAAGUGAUCAAAACAACAACUACUACAGUAAAAGAAACAUACAGAAAGUGUGAAAGCAACGAAGAUGGUGCUCGAUACGUCACUCCUGUUAAAAACGAUUCUCCGGUGGCGUAUAUUAGCCCAUUUAUAACUGUAUCUAGAGGGAAGGAGAAUGCACGCCGUGAAUAUCACAACCGACGGUUUAAUUUAUUUGAGUCGCCCACAGCUAGUGGCGUACAGAAAAAUAUGACUCCCAAAGCUGGCGCCAGAUACUUUGAAAAUUUACUUCAGAUACAGGAGCAGCGCUUAACUCAGCUGUGUUGCAGCUGGGAGACUUACAGUUACACGCAGAAUCCACCCGAGGAGGCUUGUGAUAUGAUCCGUAUGGAAAUUGGUCAAACAAAGCUUUUGAUGCGGAAAAAAUUUACGAAAUUCCAAGAACUCAUCGGCCAGUGCAAAAAUUCAAAUGGGGAUAAAAUUGUAACCUGCCUUGAUCUACACGGAUUUUGGGACAUAAUCUUGAUUCAAAUAAACAAUUUAGAUAGUCGAUUUGAAAAUUUAGAUCGUCUUAAGACUAACAAUUGGGAAGAGAUUCUUCCUGUAGCACCUACAAGUACAAAGCAAGUCAAACUGAAAAAAGUUAGCAACACUAAACGAAAGGGAGUAAAGAGUAGCUUGCAGGAUUUAAUAAAAGAACAACGCAAAAAAAAUAUGAAAGAAAUUAAAAAUUCUCCAAUGAUUGUUGUAACCACACCACGCAGUAAGCUGGCAGAUAUAUCGAACAUAUUGCACGAAUCUGCUGUCGUCACUCCUCGUAACCAAAGAGCAAUGCCGGAACGAACGCCAAAACAGCAUAGUAUACGAAAAGUAAAAUCUGUCUUAUUCUCUGAGAGUACAGAAAAGGAAAAUUUGUGCGAGACCUCAAACCUCAUUCAGUUUUCUCCCAAUAAAUCCGUGGAACAUCCCAGAAGAUCAAGUACGUCGGUUGUGAUAUUCCUUCCAUUUGUUUAACUGUUCCAUACGCUCGUCACUUUGAUUCUUCUUAAUUACAGAUCGUUCGAUCUUCUUUAUAGAAGUAUGAGGGGAGUUCAUUGGGGACAUGAAGGCAGCUAUGUUUCGUCUUUGUAACAAUAUCGACCACCGUGAUGAACGACGAAGAUUAUCUGUCACUUUCUCCAUUUCUUCUAAAAUGGUAGAAGUCCGAACGCGAACUUUAUAUAAGUGGGAUCUUUCAUAUCCAUUCGCCAUUUUGGUAUCUAAAGAAGUUAUCAGUUGGACAUUUAAAUUUGACAAUCUCCUAAAUAAAUAAAUUUGUAUGUACCAACAAUUUGUGUUACACACAAGGUAAAAACUACUAAUAAAAGGACAAAUUAAGAA